Messenger RNA from Parnassius apollo (apollo), 591 nucleotides. NCBI's taxonomy places the organism in Eukaryota, Metazoa, Arthropoda, Insecta, Lepidoptera, Papilionidae. The record is from the annotation of a GenBank genome assembly.
AUGCAGUUAGUUAUGACAACAACGUUUUUCAGUUACCUUUGCCCAGUCGCAGAGAGGCGGCCGGUUGCUAGUGUUUCAAGGGUAUUCCUACAGCUUGCAGAAGAUACAGCACGAAGUGAUACAGUGGAGGUGCACGAUGGUUCAGCCUGGCACGGCAAGGAGGUGUACCGCGAAGGAACGUUUCUUUGGACAAAACGGGGAGUAAAGCAUCCAUUACUACUUCUAAAUGGAUUCACAUAUAGUUACCAGAAGAAAAACGCCAAUGGAAGAAUAUCCUGGUACUGUUCUCGCAGAUUGAAAGGCUGCAGAGCAUCCGCGAUCAGCUUCGGGACGCGAGCUUUUGCAUACAAACCACAUGAUCACCCACCUCCAAGGCUUCCAGAGAAUUCUGAAGACAUAAUAAAGCCGCUACAAAACUCCUAUUCGUUCUUCGGCAUGCAUACUAAUUCCAUCGGGGAAAGGAAAACAUCCGCUCUUGAUGUACAAGAACCAGACGUACACAUUCAAGGUGAUGUCACAUUCCGGCGUACUAUGGCACUGCUCUCGACGCAUGAGAACUGGAUGCAAGGCAUUCAUAAGAUAUCGAGAUGA